Messenger RNA from Drosophila serrata, 2315 nucleotides. RefSeq lists its product as uncharacterized. The record is from RefSeq and is a predicted model, not a curated record. Lineage: Eukaryota; Metazoa; Arthropoda; Insecta; Diptera; Drosophilidae.
UCAGUUGAUUUUCAAGCAAAAGAAGCUCAGAAAAGUGUCAAUAGAAGGCACGGGAAAAGGGAAAACUAAGCCAAGUGAUUGAGAGAUUGCAGCAGACACUUCCCAGGAACUGGGACAUUGGAACUCCAGACAACUAUAAAAGCACUGUUCGUCGCCGAAACGGAAGUUAGUGAGCGGAACUGCAACAUGGAGACCCAUCCACAGGCCCGGAGAAUGCAACUAAUUUGGAUUUGUCUGUCCAUUUGGUUAGCUGCAGGUGCAACAGUAUCUGGAAAGCCAGAGAAUGCCGUUUCGCAGGAGCCACGGCAUCGCAGCAAGCGCACAAUGACCACAAUCUGUGUGGAGAUCAGACCCAGUGGGCCGCAGGAUGAGCCCUACUACAUGUGCCGGGGUGCCAACUUCGCGGCUGAGAGCGGCCAACAGGGCUGUGUGGAGGUGAAGAAUCAGGGAGGAGGACAGGAACCUGUCUACAUGUGUCAGGGCAUGGAGCCCGGGAAGUCUCUGCCCGGAGACGGAAGCCAUCACGCUCCUAAAAAUGAUCAACCUGUUACGCAGCCUGGAUCUGUACACACCUUUCCGUCCUUUCCCGCCUUUGGAGGCGGGUCUACCCAACAACACCCACAGUUUCCAGAGAAUUCCUUUCAUCAAUUUCCCACACCGCCGGCAUCUCCAUCGCCCCCGUCGCCAUACCAGGAGCAGUCGUCCUACCCUCAGCCUCUUCCUCAGCAGUCCCAGCCCCCAGCUUUCGGAACAAGCGGAUUCCAUGGACCCCCCUUGGCUGCCCAUACAUCUGCACCUGCAGCGCACUCAUAUGGCCUGCCGUCAGUACCUUACCCAACUCUGGGCAGCCCGUCAGCGUUUCCACAAGGAGCUCCAAAUGGCCCAAGCCCAGCGGCCACGGCCCCUUCGUAUGAUCCUACAGCAGAUCAGGGCCAGGCGAACCGUCCCAGCAAGGAAUAUGGGAUAGUUGGAAGUAGUCGUCACCGCUUUGGUUUUGAUGACGAUGUUCUGGGUGUACCCGAUGUGGGAUUCAGGUCAGAAGAACUCAAUCAGCAAUAUCGCAGACCAGUGAAUCAGCCUCAGGAUCAGAUGAUGUGGGUUCCCAUAACGCAUCCAUCUGAACCCGAAAAUGAUCCCGUGAUGAGAGCUUUCUACAGCAGUCUGACCGGAGCAGGAUCACAGAGUCAGGAGGCCACAGUGCCCGCUGAUAUCCAAAGGGAAAGUGUAUUAGGACAAGCUCCUCCAAACUAUACUCCAUACAACAGUCAAUCUCCAGGACUGGCACCUCCACCAACUGCACCUUAUGAGACACCUAAUUCUACGCCGAAUUGCAAUGGAUGCCUUGCCCCCUCAUCACCGGUGCAAUGUCAGACGCCAGCGGAUAAUCGGAUGAGUUAUAGCACCUCCUGUCCCAGCUUCCAGCCCGUCAUCAUAGCCAUGCCAUGCUAUGGACAACAGCAGCCAACGCCCUACUAUUCUGUGCCACGAAACGCACCUGGAAUCUUGCAGAGACCACCUCCCACACUCGCCCCUCCUUUUGGCUUGUCUCCUGCCCCAGUGGCGGGUCCAUUUGGCGGAGCCUUCGGAAACGGUGGCCAGAUGGGAGGCAGUCCCUUUGGGAUGUCCCAAGGCUAUGGCAUGGAUCAGCAGGUGGGCGGACCUUUUGGCAUGGGAAUGCAGCUCGGUAUGGGUCUAAAUCCCUUCGGCCCCUUCGGAACCCUCAAUCCGUUUAAUCCCUUCAAUAGAAUCCUUGGAGCACCGGCUCAAGCACAGCCAGCACCAAAUGGAAACUUCUUUCAGCGGGUUUUUAAUUUCAAUCCGAAUGAGUAUGCAUUCCCAACUACGGAAGCAGCACCUGCCGUGGAGACAUCGACUACCGAAAGAUCUGGAAAGUUGAACUUCGCCUCCAGCACUCCGACCUCUCCGACACCUCCAAUCAGUUCAACGCCUUCCAGCAUUUCGACGCCUUCAAACACAGAGAAGUCACCUAGUGACAUAUUGGGCGAUGCUCUCGAAGAGGAGGUGGGCGAAGAUGACUCCCUUGAACCAGAGGAUCUCGACGCCGACCUGCUGGCGACCACCGCACCUGAGGUUCUCGAUAAGAAGCAACAAGCAGAAGUAACUGCUGGACAACUUGUUAGCAAGGCGACGGAUCUUUUGAAGCCGGAAAAACGCAAGAGGCAACAUUCCCGGAGCAGCAGGCGAGCUUCCCAGAAGCACAGAUAUCUCCAACAAUUGUAAUCUUACUUACAGUUUUGUAAAUGGAACCCUUAAAUUGAAUAAAAUUUAUUUUAUAGUUAUCAAGAAUAAUAUAA